CUCUCUCACACCAAGAUGUCUUGCUACGACCUGUGCCCACCAAAAACCAGCGUCGCCGUGCCCCAGCCCAUCGCUGAGAGCUGCAACGAGCUGUGCGCGCGCCAGUGCCCCGACUCUACGGCCUUCAUCCAGCCACCGCCCGUCGUCGUCACCUUCCCCGGCCCCAUCCUCAGCUCCUUCCCCCAGCAAGCCGUGGUGGGCUCCUCCGGAGCACCCGCCUUUGGCGGCUCCCUGGGGCUGGGGGGCCUCUACGGCGCCGGGGCCACUCAGGGCUCGGGGGGCCUCUGCACCUUUGGCAGACCCUACGCUUCUCCUGCCUGCAACCCCUGCGCCUUGCCCCGCUACAGCAGGAAGCUCUGGAACACCUGUGGGCCCUGCUAAAAUCACUCUUUAAUCUCCUCACCUCUUCCUUCCUCAUCCUCUGUGCUGAUUUCUGAUGCCCACUUUGUUUUUUAUGGUACUGAACUGGGCCCUGUGCUGGCCACUGCCUUGAAGAUGGCUCAAAAAACAC
Messenger RNA from Lagopus muta (rock ptarmigan), 511 nucleotides. Its product is annotated as scale keratin-like. The coding region runs from base 16 to 381 and encodes 121 amino acids. The transcript has a single exon. NCBI's taxonomy places the organism in Eukaryota, Metazoa, Chordata, Aves, Galliformes, Phasianidae. Gene Ontology annotation, molecular function: structural constituent of cytoskeleton. The record is from RefSeq and is a predicted model, not a curated record. Gene Ontology annotation, cellular component: intermediate filament.